AUGAGGCGCCUUGUUGGGUGGUAUUUCGCCGCGCUAUGGGUUUCCUGGCUGAGCUGUUCAAGUACCUCCGAGUUGGACCCUACCCAACAACACCAAGCAACUGUCGCCAUGGAGACAGCCCAACAGGCAAUUGAGAUAGCACACGAGGAAAUGAAAACAUCAAUUGAACUCAUCAAAGACCUCAGAGAGAGAUCCAAGGAGGCAACAGCAGCAGAACUACUGACGAAGCAGACUAAACUCUCCAAGUACGCUUCCAUGGUUGGUAAGGCUCUCCGUGCUGUACAAGCUGCGGCAACAAUUGCUAAUUUUGCGUUCACGUUUUUCAUGCCAAGUGACCUGGAUGUCAUUACAAGCUUAAUAAAUGAACGCUUUAAAGAGGUAAAUGCCAAACUCGAUCGCCUUGGUGAGAAACUCGAUGAAAUGGAGACAUCAAUCAAGGCAAACAGCGCAUUUAAUAACUUUCUGUCU
Porites lobata is the source of this 468-nucleotide messenger RNA. The record is from the annotation of a GenBank genome assembly. Lineage: Eukaryota; Metazoa; Cnidaria; Anthozoa; Scleractinia; Poritidae.